GUCCAGACCACAAGACGCAUUCCGCCGUCACAUACGAUACUUUUUGCCUUCAUGUCUGCCACACUAAUAAGGAGGUCCCUUUUGAAGGCAGCACCCUUGGUGGGGGGGACAGUGGUGGUGCUAGUUGAGAAGGAAAGAGACAAGCUGCCCAUAUACCCUAUCUCUUCCCCCGAUAUCGUGUUGCUGGACACCCCUUCAACGCUCGAGAUACAAAUCGGAACGGUCCGGAAGAAGUUCACCAAGACAUACUCGGACGCAUAUUCGCAAGUUCAGGGCGUAGUUUCCAAGUGGAUUGGUGUCGAGCAUGCUAUUGAAAGUCGGGUGAAAGCUCUCAUCCCUCCUACGGAAUCCAUAACACCAGGAAUUCUCUAUGUGGGAAUUGCAACCCUCAGCGGAUCCAUAAUAGCGCGAAACCGUUUGUUAGUCACUCGUCUAAUACUACCGCCUACAUUAUUCGUCCUUUCCAUGAACCAUUUCCUCCCACAAACGUUCGCCAACAUCUCCGAGUAUCUUGGCUCGCUCGAAGACACCUACUUCCCAACUGUUGCACAGAAGCAUGCCGUCGCCAACGCGCACACUAGGAUGGGCUUGGAGAUGUUGCAGGAAUCUGCUGCAAACGGAAAGCAAAAGUUCGAUGCAGGCGUGGAGACGACUGUUGACAAGAUCCAAGAGUCAACGGGCCUGAAGCUCAGGGAGGCUAUGGGCUGGGGAAAGAGCGUCACGGAAAAGGUAGAGAGCAAAGUAUUAGAUGCUGUCAACGCUGUAGAAAAGAAGGAGGAGUCCCCCAAAACAGACGAGAAAUUCGUUUAAUAGAGAUAUCUUUGCCCUUCCCUGGCGCCUUUCCCGAAACUUCUUCGAACUGGUGCUCCUCAACCCCUUGUCCCCUGCGCU
This is a messenger RNA of Guyanagaster necrorhizus, 891 nucleotides long. RefSeq lists its product as uncharacterized. Gene Ontology annotation, biological process: cristae formation. Lineage: Eukaryota; Fungi; Basidiomycota; Agaricomycetes; Agaricales; Physalacriaceae. Gene Ontology annotation, cellular component: mitochondrial crista junction; MICOS complex. The coding region runs from base 52 to 810 and encodes 252 amino acids. The transcript is spliced from 4 exons. The record is from RefSeq and is a predicted model, not a curated record.